This is a messenger RNA of Aspergillus calidoustus, 2889 nucleotides long. Lineage: Eukaryota; Fungi; Ascomycota; Eurotiomycetes; Eurotiales; Aspergillaceae. The record is from the annotation of a GenBank genome assembly.
GUCCCAUAUCGUCAAUUGUGGAGAUGGCCUCGCCCUGAGAGGCUGAGCCAAGAGCCUAGCCGGCUCGUUUCGGCACUGCAAUGGAGAUAAACUGGAUCUUUGCUUCUCUCCACUUCUUCGCCCUUCUCCUCACGGUCGUCGCAUGGCGCCCAUAUAUUUCCAUGAUAUGCUCAUGGCGAGCGGAUCGAAGCCGUGACAGAUCGACGCUGACUGCAGCACGGAAAGUAUCCGGUUCGGCGCUCUGCGGCGAUCUGGCAAGUUGGCCCCCAACCGCGGGCCACAUGGAUGUUCUGCAGACCAAUUUGGAAAUAGAUUAGCCAACCAUCGCUAUUGGUCGGCGCCCGCUGUGCCGUGCAUCUAGCUAGUCCCUUUCAGCCCGGAGUUUCUUCAUUAAGUCCUCCGUAUCGGGAGGAACGGCCCCCAGAAAUCCCCAUACCACGAACUCUUCGAUUUUCUGCAUCUCGAAUUUCAGUUGCAAUCCUCCCUGGAUGAACUGUUUGCUGGGUCUUCUCAUCAAUGUCUGAGCUCCCAUUACGCCCGGGGCCAUCUAAAGAUGAAGGUAGUUUCAUGUUCAUUAAUUUCCAGAGCGACAUGUCGCAAACGGUUGGAGUUGGGCGACAAAAAAAGGCUUUUCUGUCGAAACAAACACAUCAAAGACGGAAACAAGAGUCGAUAAAACGGCUAAAAUACUCUCGGCCAUUGUGGAAGAACGUGUCGCAGGAGAGAAACCAACUUCAGCGAUCGUCGCCUUCAGACUCAGAUGAGAGCUCACAAGGUGACGUUGGGCCAUUGACAAAAUAUGUGGGACAAGGGUAUGUGGAUCCGUUUGACACUGCGUCAAUACAGAUGACGGAUGCAAUGAACAUGUAUUUCCAUCAUUACAGAGACCGUGUCGCCCCCUCCGCGUUUCCAAUCGACGGGGCUCGCAUGAGUGUGGUGUGGUCGCACAAUGCGCUUGGUUCACCAGGCUUACUGCAGAUUUUCCUUUUCUUGGCUGCUGCACAUAAAGCAGCGCUCGAGUCUAGCAGCGCGCUCCCUGCGACGGUCGUGCAGAAGUCGUUCCGAGAUGCCAUCCAUUUCCGAGUCAACACCAUCAAAACCCUGAAUGGUCUUCUGCAGGAUCCUGCGACUGCGUCUGCAGAGUCUACGAUUAUGCUUGUGGGUUCAAUCAUGUCAUUCGAGGCCCUCAACGCGGAAUUCAAAGCACUAGAGACGCAUAUGCAGGGGCUUGAAACACUUAUAAGGUUAAGAGGCGGACUAGAAGCAUUGGAUCACAUAACGCUGGAAAAAGUCUACUACGCGGAUGUUGCAUAUGCGGCUCUGCGAAACUCACGGCCAAGCUUCCCCAUGUUGCCUAGAUUCCGUAGCGGGGUCCUGCAGGAGGUGCGAAUGUUUCAGUUCCACGGGGACAGCGGCAGGGAUGACAACUCCGCUCCCUACGGAUCUGGAUCCGAGUCUGACUUGCCUGCGACCCUAACCUCUCUCGGCACGCGCUUCGCCAUAGCGCCCUGGUUUACCGAACUCGAUCCAUCAAUGCAGUACACUAUUGACGUAUCCCGCCGGCUCCUUGUGCACAUUGGGAUCGCAGCGCUACGACCGAACGUUGUCAUGCCCACAGAUAACGACCUCUACCUCCUUCUCCAACACCACCUUGUCUCCCUGGACUAUCCGGAGAGACGCACCGAUUUGAACGAGCCCCUCCGCCAAACCAUCUUCAUCUACUUGUACGUGCGCGUCAUGCACCUCCAGAGCCUCCCGAUCAUGCCAUACAUAACCGAUGCGCUACGCCAGAGUCUCCUUUCCCGACUCUCAUAUUUUCAAGCUAUUGCCCCGGACCUGCUCUUCUGGAUUCUUUUCAUCGGAGCACUCGCAUCGCAGGGAAACCAGUCUCGCCAUUGGUUCGUGGCUUAUCUUAGGUGUAUGGCUUCCAAUCUCGGCUUGGAGGAUUGGAAUCAAGCCCGAGUCGUACUUGGGGAGUUUUUCUAUACUCCGCAACCUGAGGAGACAGUGGUAGAUGAUCUGUGGAAGGAGGUUGUGGGCAUGCCAUAUGAUUAUAUACCUCCGCAAUUUGCGUCAGUUGAUCAUAAGACAGAUGCAGGAGCGGCUGAAUUAUGAGGUUUUGAGCUUCGAGGGGGUACUCUGCACUAUUUAUCAACCCAGUGGGCGCAAUGUGGCUGGCUGGUGCAGCGACGUGGGUGGGACCCAUUCGUCUUAAGAGACGCUAACCUUAGUCUCUUGACGGCUGUUUUUGUUUCAGAUUCAUAAUCACCAAGGUUAUCUGUCAAUCUCACCUAAGCACCAAUGGCACCUUGCUGCUUCAUCCGAGUCUGUACAAUCUUCACACGGAUACUGCAUACUUUGCGAGGUGGCUCAGACCUCCAAAAGGUCCAAUGGCUGAUUCUGGAUGUAACCCCUGAGACACCACACUUGGUACUCCAGUAAGGACUGCUGCAUGGUCUGACUUUGAGAUGAGACCUUGAGACCGGGGAGGUCUCGGCAGCCAAUCAGCAAUGACUUUCGACGCCCCAGAUUCGGUAUAGCGCACCCCCCGGGCCAAACUUAGCCUUUAGGGCCACCGGCCCGCGAGUGGCCGCAAGACUGGCACUCUGGACAGAUAGACCUCAAGUGGUUAACUGACUAGCUUGGAAUCUCUCUAUGUAGCAGAUGGUUGGAAGAAUAUAUCACGUUUUCAGUUUAUUCCCAGGGGCCUCUCCUGAUUUACUCUGGCUUUCACGAACUGGCCAUCCGAGCUAGUCAUUCUCGACAGGGUUAUACUACUGGUCUGCAUUUUCUUAUUUUGCCAAGAGCAAACAUGCACGAUCCGUCGAGCUCUUAAUCGUGCCGAGAAAUGGAUAUGAUCUGUGAAAUAACGAGUCUGCUAGAAUAAAU